UCGAAUCAGCUGUUGCAGUCGACGUGGGGAACAUUACCGGCUGUAAUCUUGCACGGCUCCACGCUUCUCACUAACCUAGAUUACCGCCUGUUUGUCAGAUCAAAUGGAGAGCAGAAAACGGCCGUUAGCUACAGUUUUGACCCCUAAUGACGGCUUCAAAACACCCGAGAAGAGAGUGGCAGCGGUCCGGCUGCAGGACUCGGACUACAUGCGAUGGGGAGUGGAGGAAACGUGUCUGUACCUACGAAGAGAGGAUCUGGGAGAGUGGGAGGAAAAAUUUCGAGCACAAAAACUGACAGGGGUCGGCCUGCGGUAUCUCAAGGAUGCUGAUCUGGAGAAGAUUGGCAUAGAGUGCCUCGGUGACCGUCUGCGGAUCCUGCACAGCCUCAGGAAGCUGUGGCAGAUAGAGGCAGAGGCCAGUAAGGUGUUUAAUGAUCCCAUCCACGGGCAUGUGGAGUUACACCCUCUGCUCAUCAAAAUCAUUGACACACCUCAGUUCCAGAGGCUGCGAAACCUCAAGCAGCUUGGAGGGACCUACUUUGUUUUUCCCGGAGCAUCCCACAACCGCUUUGAGCACUGCAUUGGGGUGGGUUACUUGGCGGGACGACUGGUGCAAGCUCUGAAUGACAGGCAGCCAGAACUCCUCAUCUCACGCAGAGACAUCCUUUGCGUGCAGAUCGCCGGGCUGUGCCACGACUUGGGACAUGGGCCAUUCUCCCAUAUGUUUGAUGGGAAGUUCAUCCCCAAAGCACGUCCGGAAAUCACCUGGAAGCACGAGACGGCCUCUCUAGCCAUGUUUGACCACCUGGUGACAGACAAUCACCUGAGGCCGGUGAUGGAGCAGCACGGCCUGGUGCUGCCCGAGGACCUGGACUUCAUCAAGGAACAGAUUGCUGGACCACUGGACACUAAUGCAGCUCAAGGCCAGAAGUGGCCAUAUAAAGGCCGUCUAGAAGACAAGUCCUUCCUCUAUGAAAUCGUGGCCAACAAGAGGAAUGGCAUUGAUGUGGACAAGUGGGACUACUUUGCCAGGGACUGCUACCACCUGGGCAUCCAGAACAACUUUGACUACCGCCGCUUCUUAAAGUUUGCCAGGGUGUGUGAGGUGGAAGGACAGAAGCAGAUCUGCGUUAGAGACAAGGAGGUGGGCAAUCUGUAUGACAUGUUUCACACAAGGAACUGCCUCCACAGAAGAGCCUACCAGCACAAAGUGGGCAACAUCAUCGAGACCAUGCUCACGGAGGCCUUUUUGAAAGCCGACGGCCACAUCCAGAUUGAAGGCUCAGAGGGGAUGAAGCGCACUCUCUCCACAGCCAUAGAUGACAUGGAGGCCUACACCAAGCUGACAGAUCACGUGUUUGAACAAAUACUGAACUCCUCCUCCCUGGAGCUGGCUGAGGCGAGGCAGAUUCUACGCAACAUUGUCUGUCGCCGCCUCUACAAGUGCUUGGGUCAAACCCAGGCAGCCAAAGCCAUGAGUGUCACCCAGGAGACGAUUCACUCCUGGGAAGCAGAGUUGGCUCAGAUCGCCCGUCAGAGUGGCGCCCAGGAUGUCAGUCUGAAGGCAGAGGACUUCAUAGUCAGCGUCAUUAUGAUGGAUUAUGGGAUGAAGGAAGAGAACCCCAUCAACAACGUGCGUUUCUAUUGCAAGGACGACCUAACCAAAGCCAUCCAGAUUUGCAAAAACCAGGUGUCUAAACUUCUUCCGGAGCAGUUUGCCGAGCAGGUGAUCAGGGUCUACUGCAAGAAGACAGAUGACAAGAGUCUGGAGGCAGCCAAGAAGCACUUUGUCCAGUGGUGCAUGGACAAGGACUUCUCAAAGCCUCAGGAUGGAGACGUAAUAGCACCUGAGCUGACUCCUCUGAAAGAAAGCUGGUCGAACAAAAAGGACGAAAAUGGUGAAGGCGGCAGCUCCAGAAACAUGCACAACAUGAGAGCAAAUGGAGAAAAUAAAGCCAAAACUCAGCUUUUUAAGUAAGAAAUCCCCCCACACACACACAUUUGGUAGAGUUAUUUUUUUCUAUGAGGCGAGUGUGUUGAUUAGCACUGCAAAGAUUCAAUUCAUUAAUUGGAUUUAAAGCUUAGUUUUUCCACCCAAAAGAAAUUCCUUCAAUAAAGGGGAUCCGUGAAUGCACAUCCAGGGCCUGCACUCAGGGUUUUUACAGACAUAGAUCCCUCUUCAACAUCAUGCACACUUUUUAUUUAUGAUCAGGUUUUAUGUUAUACCCCUUUCCAUUUGAAGCUGUAAGUGUUCAUUUUUGCAAUAUCCUCCUAUCAUGUGUUUGCUUUAUGAGCAACUCAUCAUGAUCUGUAUAGAUGUUUUACUCUGAACAUGUGCACAAUAUAUAUUUCAGGGCAGUGUUUUUACAGCUGGUAUGUUUCAGGGUGUUCUUUUAUUCAGCUUUUUAAAGAAAUCUGUCAAAUCUGCAGUCAAAAGUUAGUCAACAUGCACAUUUUCUGACAGACAUUUAGAGCAUUUGUUUUUACUUGUGGAGUUAUUUGAGAAUUUGAUUUGAUCUUACUUCGUAUUUAUUUUUCAGAGGGGUUUUCUGGUUGAAUGUACUUUAUUUAUUGUUCUUACGGCAAGUUGCUCAGCUUGACCACCUGUACAACAUUUUAACGGCUAUGUUGGAUACCGUUUAAAAUAUAUUGUAAAAUGCUUCCACUUACCAAGAUGUGACACAGCCUCAUCAGACUUGCCUCAUAGCUGGUUGUUUUGUUUUGCUUGAUUGUGUGAAAAUAUGUCUGAAAGAAUGUAAAGGGAAACCUACCAAAAGGAUGAGGAGAUCCUGUACAUGCUAUCCCUAUUGACAGGAGUUGGAAACAGUUUGAAAAUUAAACUCUUUUUGU
Chelmon rostratus (copperband butterflyfish) is the source of this 2850-nucleotide messenger RNA. RefSeq names its product SAM domain and HD domain 1 (gene samhd1a). Bases 104 to 1978 code for a protein of 624 amino acids. The transcript has 16 exons. Gene Ontology annotation, molecular function: dGTPase activity; protein binding. Gene Ontology annotation, cellular component: nucleus. Gene Ontology annotation, biological process: regulation of innate immune response; defense response to virus; dGTP catabolic process. The record is from RefSeq and is a predicted model, not a curated record. Lineage: Eukaryota; Metazoa; Chordata; Actinopteri; Chaetodontiformes; Chaetodontidae.